This is a messenger RNA of Brachypodium distachyon (stiff brome), 2308 nucleotides long. Its product is annotated as double-strand break repair protein MRE11. NCBI's taxonomy places the organism in Eukaryota, Viridiplantae, Streptophyta, Magnoliopsida, Poales, Poaceae. Gene Ontology annotation, biological process: telomere maintenance; mitochondrial double-strand break repair via homologous recombination; double-strand break repair via homologous recombination. Bases 51 to 1982 code for a protein of 643 amino acids. The transcript is spliced from 20 exons. Gene Ontology annotation, cellular component: Mre11 complex; nucleus. The record is from RefSeq and is a predicted model, not a curated record. Gene Ontology annotation, molecular function: DNA endonuclease activity; manganese ion binding; 3'-5'-DNA exonuclease activity.
AAUCGCCCAGCUACGAGCGGCGCCGGGGGGGAAUCCAUCUCCGCGGAUCAAUGGAGGCAGAAGGAGUGGGAGGAGAAAGCAGCAAGCUGCGAAUACUAGUGGCCACUGAUUGCCAUCUCGGUUACCUCGAGAAGGAUGAGCUGCGCCGGUCCGAUUCAUUCGACACCUUUGAGGAGAUCCUCUCAUUGGCAAAGCAACACAAGGUGGAUUUCCUGCUUCUUGGUGGCAAUCUGUUCCACGAGAGCAAGCCAUCACGCUUGACGAUGGUGAAGACGAUGGAGAUCCUGAGGCAGCGCUGCUUCGAUGACCGACCGGUCCGGUUCCAGGUAGUCAGUGAUCAGGCAGCUAGCCUGCACAGCAGGUUUCGUCGAGUGAAUUUCGAAGACCCAAACCUUAAAGUCGGCUUGCCUGUGUUCACCAUCCAUGGCGACCAUGAUGAGCCUAUAGGAGUGGAUAAUGUGUCCCCCAUUGAUAUCCUCUCCGCUUCCGGUCUUGUAAAUUAUUUUGGAAAGGUGGACCUUGGCAGUUCUGGCACUGGCCAAAUAUCGCUUCAUCCUGUACUUAUCAAGAAGGGUGCCACCUCGGUCGCGCUAUACGGUCUCGGGAACGUCAGGGAUGCGAGACUGAGCAGGAUGUUUCAGACACCAGAUGCAGUACGGUGGAUGCAACCUGAAGAUCUUGAGGAUAUGCCACUGUCUGAAUGGUUCAACAUUUUUGUCCUUCACCAGAACAGGACAAAGGCCAGCCCCGACAAUGGCAUCAACGAACGUCUCUUGCCGUGUUUUCUAGACUUGGUGAUAUGGGGCCAUGAGCAUGAAUGCCUUGUUGAUCCCGAGGAGGUUCCUGGAAUGGGUUUUCACAUCACACAGCCAGGAUCUUCAGUUGCCACAUCGCUGACCAGUGCUGAAGCAAAACAAAAGCAUGUGCUUUUGUUGGAAAUAAAGGGAAUGAAAUACAGGCCAGCUAAAAUACCUCUGAAGACAGUUAGACCGUUUGAAUAUGCCAAGGUUGUAUUAGAGGACCAAGCAGAUGUCAACCUCUACGACGAAGCAUCUGUUCUCGCACAUUUGGAUAAAGUUGUGGGCAAUCUUAUUGAGAAAAAUAACAGAACAACAGGUGAUGGAUCAGCACCCAAACUUCCACUUGUUAGGAUAAAGGUGGACUACUCUGGAUUUUCGACAAUAAACCCUCAGCAGUUUGGUCAGAAGUACGUUGGGAAGGUUGCCAACCCACAAGACAUUAUUGUUUUCUCAAGAUCAGCAAAAAGGCAUCAAAACACACGAGACAACACUGACGGUUCUGAAGAUCUUUAUCCAAAUGGGCUUGAUCCUCACAUGGUUGAAGCUCAGCUUGCAGAAAGUAACUUGAAAAUGCAGAUUCUUUCUCCGUGUGACCUGAACACUGCCCUGCAUGUUUUUGUCAACAAGGAUGACGGUAAGGCAUUUCACUCCUGCCUGCAGAAAAAUGUCGAAGAGGCGAAAAACAAGUUGACUGCCGGCGCUGUAGAUUUCAAAAUCGAAGACGAAGAGGAAAUGUUACAUGAACUGGGUCAGUGCAUGCAGGCAGCAGCAGCAGGAGCGACCGAGACGGCAGAAGAGAGUUCCCAGAACCUGAUCGCGGUUGCAGCCAGCACGGGGGCGCCGCCGCUCAGCGCGUUCGAGGAGCUGAAAUGCUCCUCCUCGGAUCAGGACCGAGACGCCCACGGCGAAUCGGAUGAACUUGUCGAGGCUAUAUCGGACGACGGGGAAAUUGGAGAUCGCCGUCGGCUGGCAAGCGGGAAGCGGCCGGCGGGUGCUAGUUGGGGUGCGUCGCCGGCGGCUUCCAGCAGCUGGAGGAGGAAGACGGACCUGCAGGCUUCAUUCCGUCGGAUCCCUCCGGCGGCGGCGAAGGAGGAUGAAGAAGAAGACGGCGGGGCCAAGAAAUCAGGCCGGCCUGAUCCUCAUGUCCCCUGGAGGUAUGGAGCUGUGAGGAAGAGAUCAUAAGAAUGAGAUGAGACAAAGAGGGUGCCCGGAAUUCAUGGAUGCAAAGCUUAUCAAUCAAGGCUGCGAUUCUGCUGGGACACAUUUAAUUUGCUGUUUGCUCUAGAUCGAUUGUGGAUUUAUGUAUGCUUGAUGGCCUACAUGCCUCGUUCUUGAAACCUUUAUUUGUGGACUAAUUUCCAGUAUUUGCUACUUUUCAUUCGUGCACCUUUCGGAAAGUCUGUUCUUCAUUUUUACCGCUGACUCUCAGAGACCGGGAUAUCCCAAAACGGUAGUCUUAAAAAAAUUUACAGAACAGAUGUUUAUGUUGGACACUUGUCUCAAAUGCG